This is a messenger RNA of Toxotes jaculatrix (banded archerfish), 2381 nucleotides long. It is a transcript of the gene dhrs13b.2, whose product is annotated as dehydrogenase/reductase (SDR family) member 13b.2. The transcript has 8 exons. The coding region runs from base 81 to 1385 and encodes 434 amino acids. The record is from RefSeq and is a predicted model, not a curated record. Lineage: Eukaryota; Metazoa; Chordata; Actinopteri; Toxotidae.
GUAAAACGAAAGUGAAAGUGUCCUUUCAACCGUGAACAACUCAGCGCGAUCGGCAAGGGGAUUUCUGCUAAUGUAUAACCAUGGGUUUAAUCUUAAAGAUCCUUAUUUACUUGUACCUUUGUGCAGGUGUCCUGUCCAUCCAUGAGAUGCCAUGGCUGCCCUGUCAGUUCACUGAUGAGAAUGUGUUUGUGAAUAAAGAGGGUCACACCGAGACUCAGCUCAUCCAGCGAGAGGCUAUGGUGCAGUUUGGUCAAAAAGGAGACGCUCCGAUUAACCCACAUGCUAUCACUUUCCUGAUCACAGGAUCUAAGUUGGACCUGCGGCGAUAUGUGGAGGAGGUGGAGGCAGAGCAGUUGGAGUGUGAGCUGCGUAGAUACAGUACAAUGGGCAUCUAUGUCCGCUGGCCUGUCCAGGGGGCUCAGAACUACAACGAGUGGUUCAGCUGCACCAUAAAACACAGCAAGCGCCUGUUCACCGUCACUGGCUUCCUCAGACACCCAUCUGACCAACCACCGCCAGGAGAGCAGGACUACCGCAGUUGGCGUGCCAUCGGGGAUCGAGAGAUACUCACAACAACAGUUGCUAUGGUCAUUAAAACAUUAACUCCAUCAGUGAAAGCGGGCCUGAGCUCCCAGCAGAAGCUUCAUUGCCAGUUUGCUCUUGACCACAAGGGACCAAAUGUCACUGUGGACUGGCACUGGCAACAUCGUGGGGAGAGAACAAGACUCUUCAGCCAUACCAGCCGCUCAGGACAAACCCAUGGGACUGGGGUUGGGCUGAAGAGCCUUGCAGGCGGGGAUGCUUCCUACACCCUCCCCUUCACCAAGAUGAGCAGUGAAGGGACGUACGUUUGUUCAGUGUCAGUGAAUCCACUGCUCGCCAGUUUGGACAUGCAACUGCAUAUUGAAGAACCUCCUCGUGUCUCUAUCAACAUUGGACCCAAACUCUCUCUGCAGGAGGGUGAGGACCAGAAGGUUGUUUGUGAUGCAGAGAGCUAUUUCCCUCUGGACGUGGAGAUAGUUUGGUAUGUUCAAGACCCGGCAGUGUCGGGCCAGAGGGUCGGCGCUCCUCUCCCCAAGGUGCUCCCAAACGUUCUGCUGUCCAGCCACAAACACAACCAGGACAAGACCUACUCUGUGUCGGCCUUCUUCUACCUCCAGGCUUCGCUCAGGGACUCAGGGAGACAGUUUAUUUGCAGUGUUUCCCACCAGUCGCUGAGAGUGCCCAUCAAGAAGAGCUUCAUUCUGACUGUUGAAGAGCCAAGCAGCUGGCUUUUUAACCUCACUGUUGGUGUCGUUGUGGUCACACUGCUGGCCAUCCUGUAUGUGAUGCUGCAGUACCUGCACUCAGCAAAAAAGAAAUCAGUGCAGAAAAAACCAUACUGAGACCCUUGGUGGACCGAGCACAUCAUGAGCAGCAGUGAAGACAGACAGGCUGUCUCCCUCACUCAUUCAUUUUUAUUUCAGAGUGUCUUAGAUGUUUGAUUUUUGCUUGUUUUAAUAGGUGAGUUUGGGUUUCUGUGAAACUGAAUGGGGUUUUUGACAAGUGGCUUUGAUUUUGCUUUGAUUUUUGUUCAUUUUAAAAACAUGAUGUUGAAGUAAAUCUUGGGUCAUGGGUGAAGAGCAGUGCACUCAUUACUACACAGGUGAGACUUUUCAGUUUAAAUGUACCUUAUGGAGUUUUUGACACGAAGUAGUAGAAGAACUGUGGAGCGAUGUUUUUACAAGUGGGUCCCGGUUUUGUUUGUUUCAUGCAUGUGUGCGAUGAUACACAUGCAGACACAUGCAAGCACUCAGACAACAUGGCACAUUCCUGCUGGCACAUCAUUUUUCCAGUGAUCUACAGGUGCUGGUUAAUGUGUGAUGAUGCCAAGCAAUACUGCAACAACGGUGAUGAAGAAGAGUACUAGCAAGCAAACAUGGAUGUAAACAAUGCACUAUUUAAAAUAUUGUUUAAAUCAGGUUAUGAUUUUUUCUUAUGAGAACAUAAAUACACUCAGCAUGUUUGUCAGACCUCAGAGGACACACACUGUGUGUUUUGCUGAGAAACACUGAGCGUAACUUUGUUUAUUUCCAAGAAACCUCCACAGAGCACCUUUGAUGAAACAAAAGCGGUGUAGAUCUCAAAUGAAAACCUGCUGUUUUACUGUUGCAUAAUGUGAUAGAGCAGUAACCCUGACCUGUAUAAAUAUAAUACACCUAUCAGGUACAGUAAAAAUGACUAUAAAUUUAUAUUGAAAUUGUUUAAAUAGUUACAGACCACGUGCUGUGACAGAUUACAUUGAUCUGAAAAAUUGUGCUGUUAUCAAGUGGUUUUAAAAUUAUUUUUGGCAACGUGACUGAAUAAAGUGUUCUUGGAGUUGGAAAAAUGAUUGUCUGAAA